AUGGACAACGUCGACGCAGCACCUAUAAUAUCAUUAAACACUGGUACACCACAGAAUGAGAAUCCAGACUCAUUCAAUAUACAAGUAAAUAAUUCGGAAUUAAAUGAUCAAGCUGUUAAUUCUAGCCCUAAAUCCUCACUAUCUGGAGAUCCUACAAACCUUUUUGAAAAACUUAAUGAAUCGAUGAAAGUUCUAGGCAGAAUUUUUAGUAGGGAUAACGAUGAAAAAUCUUCCGUCGAACACGAUAUUGAUGUAAUGUGUUUUAGUCCAGGGCAUGAGUAUAUUGUAACAUGGUGUAAGGAAGAUGGUGUACUUGCUGUUUGGACGUUUCAGUUGAAUUCAGAUAAAAUGACCGAUAUUUUUGCAGUCAAAACACCAUUUAAUAAAACAAAUGUCAAAGAUACAUCCAAGAUAUUUUUAUCAGUUGAAGAGAAUGGUGGACAUGCUAUAAUAACUAAUAUGUCAAUUGUUAGUAAAAUCGACGAAACUGUAUCUGAUGAACCUAACAUAGAUUUGGAGGAUACUAUAUUCUUAGACAAUGUACCAGAAGUCUUACAAUCAGGAUCUUUGAUUUGUGAAGAAAUAUCUGGAUUUAGUGUUUGGGACUUGGAAGGAACAUUAAAGCAAUGGUUUUAUAUAGAAUGCCCUUUAGGAAGUAAAUAUGACAAUUUAUAUGCUAUUUCACAACAAGGAAAUUUGGGAACGUUGUGUAUUUAUCACGUUCCUACAGCUCUAGCCGUUUGUAACAUUGAAGUUUCAAUUUACGUUUUCCACAUUUCGUUCUUACAGAAAAAAGAACAAAUUUUUGUAUGUUUAAAAGAUGGUGAUGGUGUCACGUUUCAAUUAUGGGAUUGCUGGAGUGGAUUAAUGGUUUAUGAAGAAUCUUGUCCUCAUUUUGAUUAUGCUCGACCAUUUUUAUUUUCUCAAGAUAUGUUUGUUCAAGCAAUUGGAAAUGAGCUCACAACUCAUUCAAUAUUUAUUGAUUAUUUACCAAUUAGCGCUAAGUCAUUGCAAAAACAUAGUGUCCUUCCAGAUCCCAUGUUCAAAUUAUCUAUGGAAGUUGAAUUUUUAACAGAUAGAAACGUACGUUGGUGUCACAUUCGCGAUGAUGAGAAUAUUUCACGUCAUAAAUUCAUUCUUGAACCAUGGAACAAUUCGGAUAACCCGGAGGUGUUUUUAGAAUGGUUGGAUUCGGAGAGGAAACGAUUUAUUAUUGCGGGGAAGCAUAGUAUGCAGGUUUAUAAGAUAAACAAAACAAGCAAAUUUAUGAGUGUCGAAUUACAAUAUAUAUGGACGGUUCCAAUAACACAAUGUGCUGAUAUUCUGUUCGUUUCUUUAGAAAAUGUUAAGAGUUCAAAGUAUGAAGAUGACCAAGAAAAAGUCUUAAAAACUAAUAUUCGUGUUGAGCUUACCAAUAAUUACACUGCAAUAAUUCCUCUCCCUGAAAUUGAUAAGAUAACAUAUAGGACAGUUGCUGAUGCAUGCAUUGCCCUCAAUUUUUUGCAGACUCAUCUCGAUGAUUAUAGAAAUUAUUUUUCUCGAUUAGCAAUUAGAGAUCAAUUACGAAAGCUAAUUUCUUCCUCUGUCACGCAAUAUCCAUCUGCAUUCAACAAAAUUGUACUGGAUGAAGAUAAUUUCGUUUACCCUAUGAAAGAUUUUAUUCUUCUCUCAUUUGAUGAUCUUGUGCAUAAAGUUUUAGACGCUGACCGGUACAUUCCGUUAUAUCAUAACAAUGAACAAACUGAAAGUGCAUUGUCAUUAUUGUUAGAACUUCAAAAAUCAGAACUUGUAGAACGUCUAAUUGCAUACAUCUUUCGUCAUCUACGACAAAAUUCAGAUAAAGAAGAGGUUCGAGCUAAACAAUUGGGAUAUUCAUGGACCAUUUGCAAUGUUCUAUUAGAUUUGUUUAAAUAUUAUCCGGACAAGGGAGAAUAUAUUAUGAAAGAGUCUAGUUAUUUUACAACUUCCUUGGAGACUCCUGCUAGGUUCUUGCCAACCGAUUUAGGUGAUCCGUUUAAAGAAGAGGAACGUAGUUAUAAUAAUGAAUUGGCUACGCUUGUUCGCGAUUCUAGAUUACCACCAGAGUACGAAAGGCUAUACUUGGAAAGAGCACAGAAAACUCAUCCAGCGAAACUCUGUGUUGUACCUUGGCCGGAUUUCUGUGUUUAUCCUUUACCAUCAUAUAAAUCUAACUCUCGAAAUUUGUGGGAACGUAUUAAGAGAUUUUGGUCUAUUUACGUAUCUCCUAAUGCUAGAAGUCCUUUCGCUGAGAUUGCGUUUAAUGGACCCCCAGAAAUGUUUGGUGAAAUCGCCAUGAAAGCUAUCAUCAAAUUCAACCUAGCUGAUGACCUAGUUCCACCUCCAGAAGGAGUUAGAUGGCAAAAUCCAGCAUUUUCGACUUGUUCGAUAAUUCCAUUCGUUUUUCUGCUUCAAGAAUUUAGACAAAUGAUGGGUCGAACAAAGUAUUGGUCACAUUUUUUCAAUUAUGCUGAUUUGGCAAGCUAUAUUUUUCCACUUGCAACUUCUAUUAUGGUUGUCUGGGUUAGGGAGGAACCUCCACUUUGGUUAAAAAGCUAUUCUGUUUUGUUGUUGUGGGCCUUUGCAAAUUCUUUGUUUAUCUUACUUCGCACCAUGCCUCAAGAACAAUUAGUCCCAUCAUAUCAAGGAGUAAUUAAUUCUGCUUCUGGAGGUAUAAUAGGAAAUAUUUCAAUGAUUCAAAUACCACAGGAAGGAACAAAUAUGUGGACGAGAUUUGAACAGUCAAUAUUCGCUACAUAUUCUUUCUUGGGAAUUGUAAAAGAAGCCCGCCGAGCACACCUUCGUCAACGAGCACAAAUAAUAGCAGAAAUAGAACUAUUUCUAUUAGCCACUUCAUAUCGUUAUAAUUCUGAUUGGUUUCCACAUUUGAUAUAUUAUGAAGCUCACGCUGACUCAGUCGUCAGGUGGAGACGUAAAUUGGAUGAAGAAUCCGGUGAAGUUAAUGUUAACUUUAUUAAAAAUGAGAUAAAAUCUCUCAAGGCCGAAUUGCAAAACGA
Messenger RNA from Racocetra fulgida, 3035 nucleotides. NCBI's taxonomy places the organism in Eukaryota, Fungi, Glomeromycota, Glomeromycetes, Diversisporales, Gigasporaceae. The record is from the annotation of a GenBank genome assembly.